Durotheca rogersii is the source of this 3048-nucleotide messenger RNA. RefSeq names its product ferric reductase like transmembrane component-domain-containing protein. Gene Ontology annotation, cellular component: plasma membrane. Gene Ontology annotation, biological process: intracellular iron ion homeostasis; copper ion import; iron ion transport. NCBI's taxonomy places the organism in Eukaryota, Fungi, Ascomycota, Sordariomycetes, Xylariales, Xylariaceae. Gene Ontology annotation, molecular function: ferric-chelate reductase activity. The coding region runs from base 709 to 2655 and encodes 648 amino acids. The record is from RefSeq and is a predicted model, not a curated record. The transcript has a single exon.
UCAUAUCGCGUAUGUACGAUAUCCGUUCAAUAUGCUCGUAUUUAUGAACGUGCGCAAGCUCUCCGUGCCAUAUAUACCAUACGAUAUGCAAUCAUAUGUAAAUACACUGCGCAGAGGCUGGCUUGAUUUCGUCUGUUUUUUUACGUAAGAUAUUAUCGUCGAAUCUUGUCCCCUCGGAGGUUGCCUAUUCUAGGCGUGUUCUCCUCUCCUCUCAGCCACCACUCUUAUAAACCCUGGCAUUACUGUAGACGGUAUUCCGCUAUGUCGUCUUGCCCGUCUUGCCCGUCUUACCUGCAGGCAUAGAUAAGUGUUUACAUACCGACGCAUUCUCUUAAGUACGCCUGAGACCUUGUCUAGCUCAACUCCCCUCGCUCUCCCAAUCCCCGCGCUGCCCAUAGCACCACGCCCCAUGACCCGAUGUCGGGUCGCAAGUCAGGAGACGAGGACGAGGGACCUGGCCUGGCCUGACCCAGCAGCCCGCGACAAUAUCGCGGUAGCAGCCCCAUUUAUUUAAUAUGCGACGCCUGGGCGUUUAUCAAUCUGAUAAGAUCUUUUUAUCUGCCUAGGCUUCCUCGUCACCCCUGGCUCUCUCUAACCGUCCCUUCCCCCCUCCUCCCUUGUCGUGUGGAAAUCAAUACCCUUUUUCACCGACAUCACAUUACAUCUUUGUCUUUCCCUUCUUUCUCCCUGGCGCAGCCUCGAGGAAAGAUGUCCGUCGAGAAAAUCGGCGGGAAUUGGGCCCUGGAGCUCUUCAGGGAGAGCCUCAGGACGUCGCGUCUUCCCGACCCUGGCGACGUCUCCGCGUUUUUCGACGAUGACGCGGACAAACACUUCGAAAAGCUCCCACUAAACCCUGAGAGGCUUCAAUACCUGCGAGAACUGAUACAAUACAUCCUCGACGGCCGUGAAGUAGUCUAUACCUACAACAUGAUCCUACUCGUAGUGCUCGUGCUUUUCUCCCUCUUGCACCUCAGGGAGAGGCUGCGGGAGCGAGCCAAAGCCCGGGCAAUCGAGCAGGACUCGGCCGAGAGCUCGGAAUCUCGUGGAGGGGCUGCUAACGACUCGGAGACGGCAACCGAGGUAGAAUCGUCUGCCAGCAGCACCGUCGAAGGGUCGGUAUCGUCCCAGAGCACGAUCAAAGCUGUCGAUACCGACGUCGAGCUGUUGCCUCUCCUCGGGUCCCGCCGGCGUGCGCGGGCUCUAAAGAGCUGCAGCACCCGUUUAGCGAACCGCCUCAGUGCGGUGCUGAUGUACCAGCCCCGACCGAUCCCCUUCAUCAACCGGGCCCUACCGUCGAAUGGGACCUCGCUCGUCGUGCUGGCCUUCCUGGGCCUCAACGUCUUCCUCCAAUUUUACCAGGUGCCUUUCGAGACGAGAUUCUUCUUCGCCUUCGCCGAUAGGAUCGGGCUGCUCUUCGCCGUCAACCUCCCGCUGCUCUACCUCCUCGCCGCCAAGAACCAGCCCGUCAAGCUGCUCACCGGCUGCUCCUACGAGGCCCUCAACAUCUACCACCGCCGCGUCGGCGAGCUGAUGUGCUUCCAGGCCGUUGUCCACUUCGUCGGCAUGCUGUUCUGGCGCCUGCACUUCUCGCCCGCGUGGCUUCAGACCGCUGAUUUCUAUUCCUACAUGACGCACCCUCUGAUCCUAGAGGGAAUCGGCGCAUUCGUAGCAUACGAAACGCUGUACUUCACGUCGCUGGGCAGCUUCCGCCAGCGAUGGUACGAGAUUUUCCUGGCCUCGCACAUCGUGCUGCAAGUCGCGGCGCUGGUCUUCCUGUACCUGCACUUCUUCACCGCGCGGCCUUUCGUCCUCAUCUGCCUGACCAUCUUCCUCGCCGACCGGGCCAUCUGGCGGCUCUGGAUGAAGUCGGCCAGCUUCACCGCCGACCUGACUAUCCUCGAGGACGGCAACACCCUGCUGGUCUCCGCCGACUGGGACAUCCCAGACACGCACCCCCGUAAGUGCUGGGACCUCCUGCGGCAGAGCAUUCGCUACGGCUGGCGCCCAGCCGACCACGUGUUCGUCUCCGUGCCCGCGCUCGGCCGCACCCACUCGCUGCAGGCCCACCCGUUCACGAUCGCGUCGGCCGCGCCCGAGGAGGCCUCCAAGGACGUGCCGAGCCACGCCUGGCUGAGCCUGCUGGUCCGGGUGCAAGGCGGCUUCACGGCGGACCUGCUGGCUUACGCGCGUGCGCACGCGCGGGUGCCCGUCCGGCUCGACGGGCCCUACGGCUCGCAGGACCCCGUCAGCAUGCUGCGGUCGUGCGGGAACGCGGUGCUCGUCGCCGGCGGGUCCGGCAUCGCCGUCGUGUUCCCCAUGGCGUGGGCCCUCGCCGCGAACCACCGCAGCCACCGCAGGCGCGUCCACCUCAUGUGGGUUCUGCAGUCGCGCGCGCAGCGCUCCUGGAUCCCCGAGGACAGGCUCGCGGACCUUCGCAGGCUCGGCGUGCAUGUGACCGUCCCCCGGCCGACGAUCGAGGCCGGCCGGCCGGAUAUCCCCGGCUACAUCGCCGACUUGACGGCCGCCGCGGGGGGCACCGUCGGGUUCGUGGUCUCCGGCCCCGACAGCCUGAACAGGACAGCGAGAAAUGCGUGCGCCGAGGCGGUCAGGACCGGCGCCGACAUUCGGCUGCUGGUGGAGAAGUUUGGAUGGUGAGUAGGGUUGGCGUUGGCGAUGGCGAUAGUAGCGAGGAUAGACUAGCGUUCGACUUGAAGCUUACGAGGCACGACAAAUGGAUUUUACGGCAUUAAACCUCGACACGAGGUUGGUACGAUAGUGUGCUGGUGAUUUUUGGAGGAGAAGUUCUUGUAUUUUGGCGGUACACUUCGGCUUGGAGUUGGGAGUCUCAUUAGACCACAAGAGACGGGGAAUAACAGACAGUCCUUGGACACACAAUAGGGAGGGCUACCCAUUUGAAUACGAAAGAGAAAGCGUAGAAUGGCAUUGUCAUUACGCAGUGAGCGUCUUCAGCUCGGUUCAACUUGACUCAGCAUCGCGUGCAGCUACCUAUAUUUUGUAUUCCAACUACUAGAGCCCGGCAUAACAUCC